GUCCCCUCUAGGGGUAUAUAUGUUCUGUGGUAUUGUCACUGUCAGUGAAAAUUGGAGAACUAUUGAGAAGUAAAUUGAAAAUAUUGAAGCGUGGUUAAAUAAUACAUGCUGUAUUAAAUCCAAUAACUCCUCGUCGAACCACCUUAGAAUAGUGAGUAAACCAUGCAUAAUCAGGAUGAUGAAGAGGAGUCAACUCCAGGCCCAGUAGACAAUGCAUGGGCUAUGAAAAUACCAAAAUUUACAUCGGCAGAUAAUCCACAUGGUCUUUUAGAAGAAAGUAAAUUCGCAACUUUAUUUCCAAAGUACAGAGAACAGUAUUUAAAAGAAUGUUGGCCACUGGUACAAAAGGUAUUGAAGGAACACUUUAUUGUUGCGGAACUCGACCUCAUUGAAGGCAGCAUAACCGUAAAAACAACAAGAAAAACUUGGGACCCCUAUAUAAUAAUAAAGGCAAGAGAUUUAAUGAAACUAUUAUCGCGAAGUGUUCCUUUUGAACAAGCUGUAAGAGUCUUAGAUGAUGAAAUAGGGUGUGAUAUCAUAAAAAUAAAUUCAUUUGUGCGUAAAAAGGAAACAUUUCUCAAAAGGCGGCAACGAUUGAUUGGUCCGAACGGAGUUACUCUGAAAUCUGUAGAGUUAUUAACUGAGUGUUAUGUAUUGGUCCAAGGAAAUACAGUGUCAGCAGUUGGGCCUUAUAAAGGACUUGUGCAAGUCAGAAGAAUUGUGGAAGACACAAUGAAAAACAUUCAUCCUAUGUACAAUAUAAAAAGUUUAAUGAUUAAAAGGGAGCUUAUGAAGGACCCAAGACUAAAAAAUGAAAGCUGGGAAAGAUUUUUACCUACAUUUAAAAGUAAAAAUGUACCAAGGAAACAACCUAAAAAGAAGGUUGAGAAGAAACCUUACACACCUUUCCCUCCUCCACAACAAGAAAGCAAGAUUGACCGAGAGCUGGCUACUGGAGAGUACUUCCUUAAGGAUGAACAGAAGAAAGCAAAGCAUCGACAUGAAAAAGAUGAGAAACAGACUCAAGUUAAACGCUCCAAACAAGAGCAGCGGCAGAAAGAUUUUAUACCACCUGAAGAGAAAACUAGCCACACCACAGAUCCAUCCUCAGAGACAACAAUUGACCUGAACAAGUUCAAGUCGAAAAUGAAAAAGCUUACUAAACAACAGAAAGGGUUUCAACAAAAAAAAAACAAAUAGUUACACAGAUUAACAAUACAUAUUGCAUCUCACAGUGAGUGCUUUGGAACCAUGUUUCCUAGACAAUAUUAUUUGCCAUCACUAGACUUAUCAUUAAAUUGUUAUUAAUAGACUAAGUACAACUAUACCACACAUACCAGUCUGGAUGAUGUUUCUUAAUUUGGAAUAAAAUAAAUAAGAUGGAACAAAA
Molecule: messenger RNA, 1390 nt
Organism: Trichoplusia ni (cabbage looper)
Lineage: Eukaryota; Metazoa; Arthropoda; Insecta; Lepidoptera; Noctuidae
Gene: dbe
Product: KRR1 small subunit processome component homolog
Exons: 1
Coding region: 163-1200 (345 amino acids)
Cellular component (GO): small-subunit processome; nucleolus
Molecular function (GO): RNA binding
Source: RefSeq, a predicted model, not a curated record